AUGCUGAAGACACCCGCUAAUCUGCUGUCGAAAAAUGAUGAAAAGGCCAUGGUCAUGGUCACCGACGGGACCAAGAUGUGGAAAGAUCCUAUUCUUGCUGGCUCCAUUUGCGAAAAAAUGCAAGAUUACGAGGACAGAGGCUACAUCCGACGACUUCAGCCAGGCGAAAUCUCCGCACAAGACCUGGAGGCGACGCUGAAGCACCAUCAGAACAUUAUCGAGGAUCACGUGCAGGAGAUAGAGUACUUAACGAAACAGAAUGCGACCCUGCGCGAGGUGAACGACUCGCGGAUGAAGAUCUACGAGCAGCGGGAGGUGAGCAUUCAAGACCUGGCGCGGGACAAGCACAAGCUGGCGCUCGAGUACCAGGCGGAGAAGAAGCACGUCAAACAGCUGUGUAGCAAUAUAGAGAGCUUAGAAACCGAAGUAGAGGAGCCGACCCGAUCGCUCGAGGAUGCGCGGCAGCAGGUGGAGGCGGACCGGCGAACGAAGAAAACGGAACGGCUGCUAGGUCAGCAGCAGCAGCAAUUGCCCGGGCAGCCUGUGAUUGUAAUCAACAGCUCGACCAGCCAUGCAUCGAAAGACGCCAUACCGAACGUUCCUUCGCAGGAGGGCGUUAGCACCAGUCGACAGACAACCGAACCCUGUCAAUCGGCCAAAGCGAUGCCCGCUGGAGCGGCAAAGCAAAGUGAUCCAGCAGCACCGUCGGCCGGUGCGGGUGAGCCACGCACCGAGGAGGAUGGAAUCGAGCAGUGCGAGCGGGACGGUGGGCCCACGGCCGACGACCACACGCUCAGCGAGGACAGCGAGGAGAUGCUGCGCAUCAUGCAGGAGCUCAAGCGUACGCAAAAGACCGAGAUUCAGAGCCGCCACUAA
Anopheles arabiensis is the source of this 876-nucleotide messenger RNA. RefSeq lists its product as uncharacterized. The coding region runs from base 1 to 876 and encodes 291 amino acids. Lineage: Eukaryota; Metazoa; Arthropoda; Insecta; Diptera; Culicidae. The record is from RefSeq and is a predicted model, not a curated record. The transcript is spliced from 3 exons.